AUGGGGAGGAAAAGGUUCCAUCCUGUUCCCGUCGUCGCCACCGAUACGGUUAUUCCCUUGCACUCGCUAGAUGGCAACCACAUCAAUGCCUCGAUCCUGCUAUACUGUCUCCUCCGCUUCGACGACGUUCUCGAUGCCGAAAAGCUCCGCGCUGCCCUUCAAAAGUUACUCGACCGUGACGGGUGGAGGAAACUCGGUGCCAGGUUACGCAUCAACGAUACCGGAAAAUACGAAUAUCACAUCCCUCAAGCCUUCAACGACUCCCGCCCGGCCUUCACCUACUCCCAUGUGAACCACGGUGUGCCCAUCGCCGAGCAUCCGGCCGGUUCCCAGGUGCCAUCGGGCCAGCCAGUAGGCGACAGCCCCAGCAUCCUGCCCGCGCCGCCCGAAAUCGCCAAACUCGCCAGCCCCGCCGACGGCCCCAGGACCUUGGCCGACUACGUCGAACACGACCGGCCCCAGAUCGGCCUGCACGUGGUCUCCUUCGCCGAUGCGACGCUCGUCUCCAUCAGCGGGCUCCACACGCUGUGGGACGCCAUGGGGCGGAAGGAAUUCCUGCUAGCGUGGAUCGCCGUGCUGGAAGGCCGCGAGGACGAAGUCAAGCCCUUUUCGGGAUUCGACGAGGAUCCGCUCCGCGAGCUGGGCUCGCAGCCUUCGGAGCCGUUCGACUUGGUGGAUCGCCGCUUGUCGAUGCUGCAGCUGCUCGUGUACGGCCUACGUCACAAAUUUGAGCAGGUCGCUCACGACGAAGAUGCCGGCGUUAUUUGUAUCCCGGCAAAGUUCCUAGCGUCUCUCCGGGACGAAGCUAUGGCAGAGCUCGAUGGUUUCAGCGCCCGCGCCGUGGUUAAGCAUACACCCAUUAGGUCGGCCCGCACCGUCACCCUCUUCAACGCCCUCAGUCUACGCGGGAUCCUCGCCGACGAGCUUCUACCUUCCACAGAUGCCUACGUCGCAAACGCCAUCUCCGGCAUAAACACCAUCCUGCCCGCCCGCGACAUUGCAGAGCGACCCCUCGGCUACACGGCGGCGAAGAUCCGGCAAACGCUGGGGACGCAAACCACCCGCGACCAGCAAGAGGCGUGCGUCGCCCUCAUGAAGGAGACUUUUGCCCGGACGGGAUACCCGGCGCUUUUUGGCGACGCUACAAUGCAAAUGGUGCUCAUGACCAACUGGUCCAAGGCUAAAUUCUUCGACUUGGACUUCUCGUCCGCCGUCGUGGGUAGAGGCGAUGCGGUAGAGAUCGGCGGCGACGAUGUCGCGCGGAAGCCGGGUAGGCCGACGUAUGUUCAGCCGGUUUCGUUCUCCGACUUCUCGACGAGAUAUGCCUUCAACGUGGCAGGGAAGGAUGCGAACGGGAACUACUGGCUGUAUGGCGUAUUAAGAAAGAAGACGUGGGCGCGCAUGGCGGAGGCUCUAAAGCGAGGCGAGUAUUGCUGA
This is a messenger RNA of Parascedosporium putredinis, 1437 nucleotides long. Lineage: Eukaryota; Fungi; Ascomycota; Sordariomycetes; Microascales; Microascaceae. The record is from the annotation of a GenBank genome assembly.